Trichogramma pretiosum is the source of this 815-nucleotide messenger RNA. Its product is annotated as protein dj-1beta-like. Gene Ontology annotation, molecular function: protein deglycase activity. Lineage: Eukaryota; Metazoa; Arthropoda; Insecta; Hymenoptera; Trichogrammatidae. The transcript has 4 exons. Bases 63 to 725 code for a protein of 220 amino acids. The record is from RefSeq and is a predicted model, not a curated record. Gene Ontology annotation, biological process: protein deglycation, glyoxal removal; guanine deglycation, glyoxal removal. Gene Ontology annotation, cellular component: nucleus; cytosol.
CAGUCUGUCACCCUCACUAGCGUCAUCUACAAGCGUUUACGUCCGAUGAAUAACAUAAUUUGAUGUCGAUAAUUCUCACGUGCUUAGCGCAAAUUCGCCCUCCCAAGAGUUAUUUAUUUCGUCGAAUUUGUCAAGGGCAUUGCAAAUUUUUGUCUACCAUGGCUGACAAAACGGCGGUGUGUCUAUUGGCCGAAGGUGCCGAAGAAAUGGAGGCCAUUGUCACUGUCGAUAUUUUGCGACGUGCCGGGGUAUCAGUAACUGUAGCAAGCAUCACUGAUAAAGAGUGCGUAAAAUGCAGUCGAGAUGUCAAAAUUUGUACGGACGCAAAGAUUGAUGAUAUCAAUGAUAAAAAGUACGAUGUGGUUAUACUUCCUGGUGGAGUAGGAUGGAAACAUUUAGCCGCUUCCCCUAAAGUUGGAGCAAUAUUGAAAGCUCAAGAAGCCGAAAGUCGUAUGAUCGCCGCAAUUUGCGCUGCACCUAAUGUUCUUAAAGCGCAUGGAAUCGCUAAAGGAAAGAAAAUUACAUCUUACCCUUCUGUCAAAAGCGACUUAAUUGAGGAUUACACAUACGUAGAUAAUGAUAUCGUCGUUUGUGACGGUAAUUUAAUAACUAGUCAAGGACCAGCAACUGCCUAUGCAUUUGGCUUAGCAAUUGUUGAAAAGUUGGUUAAUAAAGAAGCAGCAAAAAAAGUUGCAGAGGGUUUGCUGUACAAAGAUUUGAAAUAAAAAAAAUAAACCUUUUUGCAUUUUGACUUAAUAAAUUGUAAUUAGUUUUGUAAAAACAAUUAAAUAUGCAAGUACAAAAUGGUAUUUUGA